Molecule: messenger RNA, 5581 nt
Organism: Pogona vitticeps (central bearded dragon)
Lineage: Eukaryota; Metazoa; Chordata; Lepidosauria; Squamata; Agamidae
Gene: FOXJ2
Product: forkhead box J2
Biological process (GO): regulation of transcription by RNA polymerase II
Cellular component (GO): nucleus
Molecular function (GO): DNA-binding transcription factor activity, RNA polymerase II-specific; RNA polymerase II cis-regulatory region sequence-specific DNA binding
Source: RefSeq, a predicted model, not a curated record
GGGGAGGAACAUAAUAAAAAGAUUGGGUAGAAAAAUAUUAAUUUUCCUGAUAAUUUCUCCGUAUUUCUCGGAGGGGAAAGGGAGUAUGUACCUUCCCUGGAUUUUGGGGGCGGGGGCUGGUCUGUAUAAAGUGAUAGUCAGGAAUUGGGGCAGGGAAGAAACGGGUUUUUUCUGUGGUCCGGCAGAACGGGCUGCUUCGGAGGCGCCUGCUUUAGCCGGCCAGGCAUGAGCGGUCCCUUCCACCGAGAGGAGCCACCUUAAGCCGAGGAGGCGGGGGUGGCGCGGCCUGGAGGGAGCCGGGGAAGGCGGAGCGGAGUCUGGGGAGGAGUCGGGGCCUGCAGAAGAGCCGCAGCCUGGAGCACACGGAGCAGGCACCAGGAACAGGAUCAGGAGGAGGAGGAGGAGGAGGAGCGGGGCCGGGGCCUGGAGAGGGUCUGCCCUGGUGCCUCGCCGCCGGCGCCCCCUUCUCCCUGCCUCCCUCCCUCCCCUCCCGCCGCCUUAACGCCGCUCAGGAAGCCUUCGGGAGCAGCCCAGCCAGGACAGCGGCCGCGGACAGCACGCAGGCCCAGCCGCCGCCGCGGCCUCCAGUAGGCAGCCGGGUCAGGAGAAGAGCGCCCCCCUCCCGCGUCCCCACCUUCUCUCAAGGGGGAAGGGUUCCCAAUCCGAUCCCCAGAUUGUGCUGCUCUGAUAGGGGGGGGGGAAGAGUUUCCUCCUUCCAAACGCACACCCGGGACUCUUUAGACGAGUUCCCUAUUGCCCCGUUGCCUCUAGAGGCCGGGUCUUAAAAUUUAGUACCCCUUUCUGCCAAGGACAGAUAACGCACAACUAGGCCUUGCCUGGUUAGUUGUACACUCGCACAAGUUUUGCACCCCUCCUCACCCUAAGAGGUAUAUCGAGAAUUUAAAGACGACUCUAUAAGAGAAAGGGAAAGAGUUCCGGAAGUAAAGGAGAGAUUAUAGAGAGGCCACCUGUGUCAAGGGAAGACAAGUAUUUCGCCAUCAGUUAAAACCAGCGUCUAGCACUAAAACUAUCCAGUAACUUUUUGGCGCUUAUGUUGUGGCCUAAAGGGAAACAAACGAAUCCCCUCUACAGUAGCUUAUUAGUAUUAACGAGGUUAUUAGCUCAUAUAGGGAAUUUUAUUUCAGAAGUACCUCCACCUCACCUAAAUAGAAGAUUAUUGACUGUGAAGGAGGAGAAUUAAUAUCUACGUCAAAUCAUAAAAGAAAAUAAUAUUGAACAGCUGCCAAAAAGAAGAGGUAAACAGAUAUUCUUCAGAGGGGGAAGAUGCUUGUUUCCCAAAAUGUCCAAAGGGGUGUGUGCUAGCUAAAGAAAAUAAGGAACUGCUGAAUAUAGGAGGAGGUGAAAGUUCUUCCCAUUAAAGCUGAGGUGGAGUGGGGGUGGCAACACUUAAUAGCCUAGCCAUUUAAAAAUUUUGAAAACCCAAAGCUGACCUGUCUAUUGUUAUCGUCAUUCAUGAGUCCUUCCUAAGGGAGAACUCAGAAAAUACACAACAGCAGCACUUGGAACAUGGAACCUGUGUGCAGAGGGUGAAGAACAUCUCUUCUUUAAUAAGCAAGAGAUCCACUGCAAAAAUUUUUUUAUCAUACCUCUGUCUCCUGCAACAUGGCCUCUGAUCUUGAAAGCAGUCUUACUUCCAUUGAUUGGCUCCCACAGCUCACCCUUCGAGCCACUAUUGAGAAAUUAGGGAGUGCUUCUCAAUCAGGCCCUCCAGGAGCUGGCAGGAAGUGUCCUCCUGGCUCACCCACGGACCCCAAUGCGACCUUGAGCAAGGAUGAUGCUGCAGUCCAUCAGGAUGGGAAGCCACGCUACAGCUAUGCCACUCUGAUCACUUAUGCCAUCAAUUCAUCCCCUGCCAAGAAGAUGACCCUCAGUGAGAUCUAUCGCUGGAUUUGUGACAACUUUCCAUACUACAAGAAUGCUGGCAUUGGGUGGAAGAACUCCAUUCGUCACAAUCUCUCCCUGAAUAAAUGCUUUCGAAAAGUGCCUCGCCCUCGGGAUGACCCUGGAAAGGGCUCUUAUUGGACGAUCGAUACAUGUCCUGAUAUCUCCCGGAAGAGGCGGCAUCCACCAGAUGAUGAUUUGUCACAAGAUUCUCCAGACCAGGAGGCAAGCAAAAGCCCACGGGGGCCUAUAUCUGUUGGUGCAGAAGCAUCACUGUCUCCUGAAUCCACUCAGCAGAUGUCAUUGCAAAACACACCACCUAUCGGCAGCUUCAAUCAGCAGAAUACAGGGCCUGUUGAUGUGGCAGCUACAGUGGCAAGUGGACAGGGCCGUGAAGGGGCAGAUGUUCCACCUCCACACUACAGCACCAGCAAUGACUUGAAAUUCUCCUACUCUGAGAUCAACUUCCAAGACCUGAGCUGGUCCUUCCGAAACCUCUAUAAAUCUAUGCUUGAGAAAUCUUCUUCCUCACAACAUGAUUUCUCUUCCCUGCUGGGAGAAAUGCAGCCCUCCAACCACAGUUACUACAUGUACCAACAGCAGCAGGUACCUUCCUCAGUGGGAGCACCACCCCCACUCCACACUCCCACCUCAGAAGGUUGUCCAUCCCAGGGUAACAAGCAGCAAGGAGGAGACAGCUAUGGUCCUCCACCUGUGAUGUCCAUUCAUCCCUCGUCAAUGCAGCACGGAGGAUAUCACCAGCAUCAGCAGCACCACCCACACUCCCAUUCUCAGCAGCAGCAGCAGCAAUCACAGGCUUCAAUCAAUAACGCUAGCUUUGCAUUUCCUCCUGAUUGGUGCUCCAACAUUGAUUCCUUAAAAGAAAGUUUCAAGAUGGUGAACCGACUCAACUGGUCUAGCAUUGAACACUCCCAGUUCUCAGAGUUGAUGGAGAGUCUGCGUCAAGCUGAGCGUAAGAACUGGACUUUAGAUCAGCAUCACAUUGCCAACCUCUGUGACUCCCUCAAUCAUUUUCUCACUCAGACUGGUCAGCUCCCUCACCUCGGAGGCCCACAGCAGCCUCCCAGAAUCUCCGAGUCCUGUGCCAUGAAUAGUGGCAAACAAGAACAACCCAUGAACCAAGUGAACUCUUACGGUCAGCCACAACCUUCCCAUCUCUACCCUGUGCCAUCUCCCAUGUACCAGAUAUCUACCCAGGACUCACCAGGGUAUAAUCGUCCAGGUCAUCAUCUGGUUCCACGGCCGCCUCCAGGUGCCAGUGAGGAAAUUCCUGAUGAUUUUAACUGGGAUUUGAUCACCUAGCAAGUUACAGACUUGAUAGCACUUCCCCUUUUAUAGGAUGUGGGAAGGAGAGCCUAAGGUUCAGGUCAUAGGACCAACAUCCUUGGUCUCUUUCUUUGCCUGUAUAUAAAUAUAUAUUCUCUACUUCCGCCAGUGAAGCUGCCGCAAGAUGCUGCCGAAGAUAAUCCUUCCUUGAGCUCCUUGUUUUACCUUAUUUUCUUUUUCAUUAUUAUUAUUAUUAUUAUUAUCAUCGUCGUCGUCAUCAUCAGUAAUUGUGCACAGCCCUUCCACUCCACCUACCAGCUCCAGAUUUUACAUGUUUACUGGCGCCCUCUGUGGGAUGGAGGGUAGAAAGACUGUUCUGCAGUGCUAUCAUCAGGAAACCUCAAAAGGAGGACUUUCUGAAGGCAUCUUUCUCUUCCUCCAGCACUUGCGUUAAACAAUCCUUCUUUCCCUUCAAGGUGACCAGUGAUUCUGUUUUAUUGGCUGUGAGAGUUCAAGAGCCCUAUGGAUCUUGGGAGUCUGUAAUAAUUAUGUUCUUUCUUAAAUGUUGUAAAGGGGAAAGGGGGAGGGACUGAUUAAGUAGGCUUUCGUACACCAGGAAGGGACAGCAAGAGAAGCAGGGGAAUAACAAGGGCAGAGAAUGGGAUUCUUUAGAGAUGUGGUGCUUGGCUGGUAUUGGGGCUUGAUAGGAAGAGAGAAGUCCUGAGUGGAAAGCGGGACUUUCUUUCAAGCUGAAACCGUGGUUUAGAAUCUGCUGUUGGUAGGGACUGAGUGUCUGAAAAAGACAAAGGGGGGCCUUUAUCUGUUUUCUACACUGCCUUUUUCAAUCACUGCCAAUUUGCACUCUCCACCCCCAGCAGAUGAAGAAAGCUUAACAGGUUUGGCUUGUAUCUGCAUCAUGUGGGUCGGGUACAGAGUUUGAACCAGACUCCUCAGGGCUUGUAACACAGCAUUUUUUCCUCCUUUGCCUUCUUUCAUAAUGCAGCAAGACUUGUAUUUGAAUAUGCUGAUAAGGUGCAAAUCAAGAAAUAAUCCUCUUCCCUGCAGUGUUGUUGUUUUUUUUUUAACUUACUCUCAGUUCUUUAGAAAAGGGUUGUGGCUUCUAAUGCAAGAGUGGAACUCGAGGGUAUUUUCUCUGCCUUAUUUUAAUGAGCAAUUGAUGCUUCCUGUUUUGUGGAUGAAGUAAUAUGAAGAUAAGAAUGUAAUUCUGAGUUGAGUCUGGUGGGCAGAACUUUAAAAUUAUCGGUUUAUGAAUCGGGCACUUUGCUGCAGACUGUAGAGGAACUACUGGAAGUGUGUUGUUUGGAAUGAAAGCUGAAAGUGUCCUUCCAAUUCAAGUGGGUUCAGCAAAGGCAGAAGGUGAUUGUGUGGUAGACCAUAGAAGAUGGGGAAGAAUGAUAGUGCCCAAUGGGGAAUGGGUUGGAAUGGGUUUUGAGCUGGAUCGAGGUGAGCGGGGGGCCCUCUCUGCUUUGUUUUCAGUUUCUAGUGUGACUCUCUUUUAACCAGACCUCUUGUUAAUCUGCAUGCCCUUCCAACAGCAAGCCUGCUUUGUGUGUCGGGGGAAACCAAGUUGGAAGCAAAAACAUCAUGGGACUGUGCUGUGCCAGGUGUGGGAACGUUCUGUAGCGUUGCUUUUCAUUUGCUGUUUCACUGAAUUUUGGAGGGGGGGACUUUUGUGGUUGUGGGGGAAAGGGGUCAUCGUGUGUUCUGAGAGGAAUGGAAAAUCCCUGACCUGAAUCCGUGGAGGACUUUUAAUGUUGCUUGCACUGUCAUAAGAUGAGAGAGAUGUGACCAGCAGAGCCUUGUAGGAGAGAUUCUGAGGAACAUAACAUAGAGAUGACGUCCCUUCCAUCUAGAUGCCUGUCAGUGCUUUUUCUGAAAAUGAGAUUCACAGGAGGCUCACUUGGCCUUUUCAGAGAACAUGGGGAGGCAAGGAACUGGGAGAAAUAGAAGCUCAUACUAUUAUAUAUAUCCAAAGGCUCCUCAUUCACAUAGUUAUUGGCGCCUUGUCUGUGUAUGUAGAUAUAUGCCUCUCAGUGUGCAAAUUAACCUCAUCCUCCCUUUUCCUCUGAACUAACUGUCAUUCUUAAGUGGGUUUAUAUUGGAUUGGACACAUGGAGUCAUAGACUCAGCACUGGAAUCCUGCCGUGUGAGCAGCUGACACAGCCUGUCCAGGAGAAAGAAUCAGCACAAAGGGCUGGCCGGCCAGCCUGCCUGCCAACCAGCCAGCCAAGGAGAGGAAUCCCUCGUCUGCCCACCCGCUGCAGUGCAACCCACAGUUCUUUGUGUCAUGGAGAUGGGAGAGGGGUGUGGCCUCACAGAUUUAUUUUUGUGCAUGCUUUCUUAAUUAAAAAAGUGAAUGUUUAUGGUUUAA